AACAAACACAAGUGGAACGAUGCGUUUAACCCGAGACUCUUCUGCCACCGUCGCCUCCUUCAACCACCGUAUUAGGGUUUUCAGAGUCACACCUUUCGUUCUUUUCGCUCACCGGAGGCAAUGCUUCCGUUAAGCAAUUAACAGUGUGCUUUGAAAAUCCCACAUUUUGAUAGGCGAAACGAUACAGCAGAACACUGCAAUUCCUUCGCAACGUUCGUCUCGGGUAUUCGCCAUAUCAAAAAAUUUCAGCAUAACGGUUUCGGUUCGAAAUGGAAGAAGGCAAAGGAAAUAAGCAGGAAUCAAAUGCUUCUGCAACCGAGGUUUAUGCGGUGCCCGGAGAGCCUGCUGUUGUGAUUAACGGUGUGCCUGAAAUAGGCGGCGCUAGCAGCAUUGUCCCUUCCUGCGACGCGUUGAGCGUCUCUGAAAAGGACGGGAAUAUGGGUUUGGGUGAUUGGUUCAUUGGGCGGGAUAUCCAGAAGUUGUUUAUGGGAAGCUAUUACUCGGGUAAAGUAACCGAGUAUGACAAAGAAACUGGAUGGUAUCGGGUUAAGUACGAAGACGGUGACACAGAGGAUCUCGAUUGGCUGGAAUUGAAGGAGGUUCUGCGUCCUUUGGAUGUUUCCGUUUCGCUUAAGACCUUGGCGAACAAGGUUAUUCGGAAUCGUAAGAAAUCUAUUCAUAAAUCUGGGAAGAAAAGUGCUCGUUCACAAAAUCCCCAAAUCAAAAUAAAGAAAACAAAAGGAAAUUAGAUUGAGAAUAACAAUAAUUGAAAAUUUAUUGUUUUGUAGAUACACAAAUAUCAAAACAUAAAGCAAGGAAUUGAAGAAGGCCUUGAAAAUGAUGAACUGAAAGAGGAAUUGAGAAAUUGGUGGUGGUGAUGAAAUGGACCAUACAAAUUUUGUUGUACUUGUAACAAUAGGAUUACUGUUGUUGUUUUGUAGUUAGGGAAUUGGUUGCUAGGAAAAUUUGAAAGUUUUGUUGCAAUAGUGAUAGAUGUUUUUGUUGUAACAUGGGAAUUUAAUUGGUAUAAUGGCAUCAAAAAUAUUUUCUCUCA
Messenger RNA from Lathyrus oleraceus (garden pea), 1054 nucleotides. Its product is annotated as dirigent protein 17. The record is from RefSeq and is a predicted model, not a curated record. The transcript has 2 exons. Lineage: Eukaryota; Viridiplantae; Streptophyta; Magnoliopsida; Fabales; Fabaceae. Bases 270 to 749 code for a protein of 159 amino acids.